AUGUCCACCAUAGCAAAGCAGCCCCAAAGGGGCAAUACAACUGGUGGGACUGUGGAAACAAGUGACAGCAGCCCUGAGCCCUUGGGUGAUCUCUCUCUUCACCAGUGGGAGAGCCCACAACCCCAUCACAGUCCCAGGGAGUGGCACAGGCUCAGACUCAUUGGAGAGACCACAAUCAACAAGCACAACAUCUGGUACAACCUAGUACCGGAUGGCAGCAGAGCUGUUAGAGAUAAAGAACUCCAAAGACCAGAAAUAGCUACAGAUAACUUUAGCAGCCCAGAUUUAGUUAAUGGAUGGAGCAAUACGUCAGUCGUUACUGACUUCAUUUUAUUGGGUCUCUCUAGCUCUCGAGAACUCCAACUCUCCCUUUUCUUUAUCUUCUCUGUGUUUUAUGGAGCUGCAAUGUUGGGAAACAUCUUUAUCAUCCUCGUAGUAAUUACAGACUCUCGUUUGCAUUCUCCAAUGUACUUUCUUCUUAGCAAUCUCUCCUUCAUUGACAUGUGUCAGGCUACAUUUGCCACUCCCAAGAUGAUUGCAGACUUCCUCAGUGAACACAAGACCAUCACCUUUCAGGGAUGCAUGUCACAAGUAUUUUGCUUGCAUGUUUUUGGGGGUAGUGAGAUGGUACUUCUUGUUGCCAUGGCCUAUGAUAGAUACAUUGCUAUAUGCAAACCUCUGCACUACAUGACCAUCAUGAGCUGAAGAGUGUGCACUGUUCUGGUGGUGGCCUCCUGGACCAUUGGCAUCCUGCACUCAGCCAGUUACCUGGCAUUCACAGUCAAUCUUCCUUUCUGUGGACCCAACAAGGUAGACAACUUUUUCUAUGACCUUCCUCUUGUGCUCAAACUUGCCUGUUUAGACACAUAUGUUUUAGAGAUCCUGGUGCUCGUCAACAGUGGUCUGCUCUCACUCAUCUGUUUCCUCUUUUUGCUUAUUUCUUAUACCAUCAUCCUUGUUACUGUCCAUCACCAAGCUUCUGGUGGGAUGUCCAAGGCACUUUCCACCCUGUCUGCCCAUAUCACUGUUGUGGUUCUCUUCUUUGGUCCAUUAAUCUUCAUCUAUAUUUGGCCCUUUGAAAGCUUCCCAAUUGAUAAAUUUAUCUCUGUGUGUUUUACUGUCUUCACUCCUUUCCUCAAUCCCAUGAUUUACACACUGAGGAAUAAAGAUGUAAAGGAAGCCAUGAAGAAACUAAGGAAUCGACAUGUGGGUUCCAAGCAAGUCUUUUAG
This is a messenger RNA of Equus quagga, 1230 nucleotides long. Its product is annotated as olfactory receptor 4K1-like. Lineage: Eukaryota; Metazoa; Chordata; Mammalia; Perissodactyla; Equidae. Gene Ontology annotation, cellular component: membrane. Gene Ontology annotation, molecular function: olfactory receptor activity; G protein-coupled receptor activity. The record is from RefSeq and is a predicted model, not a curated record. Gene Ontology annotation, biological process: G protein-coupled receptor signaling pathway. The transcript has 3 exons.